AUGUCAAUUCCGGGCUUGGGCCAGAUUCCCGUGCAGGUGAUAUUCCACGACACCGUCACCUCUUCGACCCGCACAAUCGUCCUCAAGCCAGCCUGGGAAUGGCGUUUCGAAGUACCUGCCGGCCGCAUCAUCUCCGUCAAAGUCCUCUCUGGCACCGCUGAAAAGGAUGGCGUCGAGCUUGCUGUCCGCAACACCUACUCUUUCAGGGCAAUCAAAUCCAAGAUUUUGACUUGGCACGGAUGCGAGCUCGAGGUCGAGGGACGGACUGACGACGAUUUCGUCGCGGAAUAUGCUUCCCCCGAGGCGAACCCGGCGAAUGCAUAUGUGAAUCUCCACGCCCAGCUGAGUGAGAUGCGGAAAACGGCCGUGGCCGAGCGGAGAGAAGGCCCGAGGCUGCUGAUUGCAGGCCCGCCGACGACUGGGAAAAGUACGCUCGUCAGGACGCUCGCGAGUUACGCGACGCGACAAGGGUUCGAACCUAUCGUCGUGAAUGCCGAUCCCAUGGAGGGUAUGUUGAGCCUGCCGGGGACGCUGAGUGCCAGUGUUUUCGCCACGGUGAUGGACCCUGAGGCUGUUGACGGAUGGGGCACCACGCCGACGAGUGGACCGAGCACCGUUCCUGUCAAGCUGCCGCUCGUCUACUACUACGGGAGGAAUCUGCCGGAUGACGAUCCUGAGUUCUACAGAGAGCUGACGAGUAGGCUUGCUGGCACGGUGAGUGCGCGGCUCACCGAGGACGAGGGUGUCAGGGGCUCCGGCGUGAUUGUGGACACGAUGGGCGUCAGUGAGAAGAGUAAGAUUGGGGAAGACCUGCUCGCUCAUAUUGUCGACGAGUUAUCUAUCAACAUCAUCGUGGUCCUCGGCUCCAAUAGAAUGACAGCGGAGCUCUCGAAGCGCUUUUCUGCAGAGAAGACUUCCCUUGGCGAAGUCAUCCACGUCAUUGGGCUCGAUCGCUCAGAAGGCGUAGUUGAGCGGGACGAAGGCUUUUUGGAGCAUUCAAGGGAACAGGCCAUCAAAGAGUAUUUCUUCGGGGACGCUAGGAGAGCGUUGAGUCCGCAGAUUCAACAGGUUGAUUUUGAUGCGCUUGUUAUAUAUAAAGCGUCUGAUUACUCGGCGUACGAAAAAGCAACAUUGUCCCGCGAUGGACCCUCGUCCACCAUGCAACACUGGACGUUUGCCAUCAUGCACGCUUCGCCCAAGGAUCCUCCCGAGGUGGUGAGGGCUGCGACAGUGAUGGGUUUCGUGUAUGUUUCUGAUGUUGAUGAGGAGAGGCGGAAGAUUAAGUUGUUGGCGCCGGUGGGUGCGGAUGUCCAGCACGGCCGUGAGCACGACAUGGCAAGACUCACGACACAUUAUCGCCGUCUCAAAUUCCGAAUGGCCAUUCUCGCAGAUGCAACGCCGGGUCCUCGACAUGGACCUAGCAGGCCAGCCAACGAGGACGCCGCCAAGGGAUACGUAGGCAUGCCAUGGGACUCUGCGGUUGUGUCACGCUCCAGAGUGCCUCGUACCACUUCCUGGCACACGGGGCCCAUCUGGGCUUGGCUUGCCCAGCUUCAAGCUCCGGGACUCUCCAUGCUCGUGACCAAGGUGGAUGCAUCCCCUGCUCUCAACUGCGUGUCUUUUCCUCGCCGUUGUUUUGUGCUGCUUUUCUUCUUCUUCUUCUUCUUCUUUCAUCGCCAUCCUCGGGCCUUCAUUGCUUUAGUCCCUGCUACUUCUUCAUCGUCCAUCCGAUUCCUCUUCUUUGUGGAAGUCGGACCUCGACGCCAGCAUCCCACUGAUAGUAGGGACUUUGCAGUCCUCCUCGGCUUCCGCCUACAUCGGCUCUUUCACCUUUCCUUCCAUCUUACCAAUGCGAAUGGUGCAGAACACACCAACUCCUCCUCGGACUCGGAGGCCAUCGCCGGCCCCGACGACCAGCCACCUAUAGCGGAACCUCCCGAUAUAUCCUUUUCAAGUGAAAAGCCAAAUUGUCAUCAUACGCAUUCUGCCCAACACGUUGCUGAACAGCUCGCCACCGACCAAGACCAUGGGCUGAGCGACGACGAGGCGGCCGCCCGGUUGGCCCGGGACGGUCCCAAUGCUAUCAAAGGAGCUCGGGGUCUCUCCAUUUGGAAAAUCUUUUUGCAGCAAGUCGCCAAUGCUCUAACUCUUGUCCUCAUCGCUGUCGCUGCAAUAUCCUACAUUAUUGGCGACUUUGUCGAGGGCAGCGUGGUAAUUGCCGUAAUUGUGCUCAAUAUUGUCGUUGGGUUAAUUCAAGACUACCGUGCAGAGCAGACUAUCCAAUCUCUCUACGCGCUGUCUACGCCCAAAUGCAAGGUUAUUCGAGAUGGCCACAGCUAUACCGUGAAAGCCGAGACACUUGUCAUAGGCGACCUGGUCUCUCUUGCGACUGGUGACGUAGUGCCAGCAGAUUUGCGCCUGGUCCAGGGUAUGAACUUGUCCACUGACGAGGCACAUCUGACUGGCGAGUCUGUAGCCAUCAGCAAGAAGCCCGAAGCGGUGUUUACCGACCCUGACAUGCCCGUUGGUGACCGUAUCAAUCUGGCCUUCAGCGGUAGCUCCGUCACCCUUGGCCGCGCUACUGGCAUUGUCAUCUCAACCGGAAUGGACACAGAGGUUGGCCAGAUUGCCGAGCUCUUGCGCAGGGAAAAGAGGGAGGUCAAUGGCAGUAAUGCAGCGGUCAAGGCCCUCUACUCGUCCUACCAAUCUGUUCGUAGAAUUUUAGGCCUCGAAGGGACUCCUCUGCAAGUGACUCUUAGCAAGUUUGCCCUGCUUCUUUUUGUCUUCGCCAUUCUUCUUGUCGUCAUUGUCUUCUCGGUCAAUCUAUGGGACAUCGACGACGAUAUCCUUCUCUACGGCAUCUGCGUUGGCGUGGCGGUCAUUCCCGAAUCCCUUCUCGCCGUGCUGACUGUGACAAUGGCGGUUGCAACAAAAGCAAUGGUUAAAGGCCAUGUCAUUGUGCGCCAAAUGCCGUCCCUCGAGGCAGUAGGCGGCGUGACCAAUAUUUGUUCCGACAAGACCGGAACUCUUACCCAAGGCCGCAUGAUUACUCGUAAGGUUUGGCUUCGUGGUGGUCUAACCGGUACGGUCGAUGGGACGUCUGAUCCUUACGACCCAAGCAGUGGGAACGUGUCCUGGUCUGCUUCUCUCGUCGGAACCUGCAUCAACCUGUUCCUCGAUGCUCUUGUUUUGUGCAAUAAUGCCACCGUCUCAGAUGGAAAGAAGGAGUCUGAAACCGAUUCCAGCAGCGUUACCACAGCCUUUGAGCCCGCAGAAUGGAAAGCUGUGGGCGAGCCUACGGAAAUUGCACUCAAGGUGUUUGCCAUGCGAUUUGGGAAAACGACUGGGAGCGAUCUGUUGACCGCUGAGCACCCGUUUGACUCUUCAUGCAAGCUCAUGAGUGUUGUCUAUGGUAAUGGCUUGGAACGGCAACGGCACGUUUACACCAAGGGCGCAUUCGAAGUAAUUCUUCCAAUCUUAGCCGAGGACGAGGGAACGAAAAAGGCGAUUCGCGCAAAGGCCGAAGAAUUUGCUGGGGAAGGUCUUCGAGUCCUGUGUAUUGCGGACAAGCUCAUGGAGGGAGCGAUUGGCGACUUCCAGGAUCGUUCCAAGGUCGAGUCCCAUCUACGUUUCCUCGGUCUUGCUGGGCUUUAUGACCCGCCUAGGCCCGAGACCGCGGGAGCUGUGAAACAAUGUCUGGAAGCUGGAGUCACGGUUCACAUGGUUACUGGUGACCAUAUCAAGACUGCUACCACCAUCGCCUAUGAAGUUGGCAUCCUGCCCAGAGACGUGCCGCUGGCUCCAACGACAGUCAUGUCUGCUGCUGAACUUGGCAACAUGACUGAUGAGCAAAUCGACGCACUUGAUUCUAUUCCUCUGGUAAUUGCCAGGUGCAGUCCGUUGACCAAGGUCAGAGUCAUUCAGGCCCUCCACCGCCGAAGAGCAUUUUGCAUCAUGACUGGCGAUGGCGUCAAUGAUUCCCCGGCUUUAAAGCAGGCAGACGUCGGCAUUGCUAUGGGCGACCGCGGAAGUGACGUUGCCAAGGAAGCAUCCGACAUGGUUCUCACAGAUGAUAACUUUGCUUCUAUCGUUACCGGUAUCAGGGAAGGCCGGAGAUUAUCUGACAAUAUUCAAAAGUUCCUGCUGCAUCUCCUUACGUCCAAUUUAGCUCAAGUUAUUUUGCUUUUGAUAGGCUUGGCUUUUCAAGACGAUGAGGCAGUCCCGGUGUUUCCAUUGUCUCCCCUAGAGAUCCUGUGGGCGAAUCUUGUCAUUUCCUCUCCCCUGGCUCUUGGUCUGGGCCUUGAGGAAGCUCAGCCUGAUAUUUUGCAGCGGCCACCUCGGAGUCUGCGCUCUGGUGUCUUUACAUUCGAUCUCGUUCGCGAUCAGCUCAUGUACGGUUCUUUCAUGGGCUCGUUAUGUUUGGCGGCAUUCAUGCUGGUAGCAUACGCGGCUUCCGGAGAGGGAUUCCAUGACCUAGCUCAUGGAUGCAACGACGGUCCAGGUGGAGUCUGCGCCCCAAUUUUCCGCGCCAGGGCGGCAACAUUUGCGACGUUGAGUUUCUUGCUUCUUGUUACAGCAUGGGAAGUCAAGCAUUUCCAUCGAAGUUUGUUCAGCAUGGACAAGCGAUGGUCCGGUCCAUUUUCGGUACUCAGGACUGUUUAUCACAACAAAUUCUUGUUUUGGUCCGUCGUAGCCGGUUUCCUUGCUACGUUUCCCGUCAUUUACAUCCCAUACGUCAACACUGCCGUGUUCAAGCAUACAGGUCUUACGUGGGAAUGGGGCGUAGUAGCAGGGUGCGUUGUGACGUAUGUCGGGCUCGUGGAGUCGUGGAAGGCUGCCAAGCGAGGUCUUGGCCUCGGGGUAGAUGGGCAUCCAACGAUGGCCGGUCAAGUUUAA
Molecule: messenger RNA, 4896 nt
Organism: Metarhizium album ARSEF 1941
Lineage: Eukaryota; Fungi; Ascomycota; Sordariomycetes; Hypocreales; Clavicipitaceae
Product: calcium-transporting ATPase 3
Exons: 11
Coding region: 1-4896 (1631 amino acids)
Biological process (GO): mRNA 3'-end processing; calcium ion transmembrane transport; intracellular calcium ion homeostasis
Cellular component (GO): mRNA cleavage factor complex; plasma membrane
Molecular function (GO): ATP hydrolysis activity; P-type calcium transporter activity; ATP binding
Source: RefSeq, a predicted model, not a curated record